This is a messenger RNA of Ilyonectria robusta, 1362 nucleotides long. RefSeq lists its product as uncharacterized. The coding region runs from base 1 to 1362 and encodes 453 amino acids. Lineage: Eukaryota; Fungi; Ascomycota; Sordariomycetes; Hypocreales; Nectriaceae. The transcript has a single exon. The record is from RefSeq and is a predicted model, not a curated record. Gene Ontology annotation, molecular function: DNA-binding transcription factor activity, RNA polymerase II-specific; zinc ion binding. Gene Ontology annotation, biological process: regulation of DNA-templated transcription.
AUGGCGUCGGUGUAUCCGAGUGAUGAAUCCACUAAGCCACACAGUCGGCGGGGACAAAAUGAGACGAGGACUGAUCAGAGUCUGCUGGAACAUGUUGCUACCCCAUCAAGUCCCCCACACUAUUCCGCGCCCGGAAAUGGCCUUCCAUACAGUCAAGGGGCCCAGCCUCAUGUGGGCAGUCAUUCUUCAAUCAGCGGCGUAUGCAGCCCCACGAGCCCGUCCUUGAACGCCUUGUGCAAUCCUCAUUGGGACGAACAAGACCAGGGCCGAAAUGGAGGAACUAAACCUCCUUUUAUUGUCACUGGACUCAAUCAUCCAGAACCUCGGUUCGCUAUUUAUGCUCCUGGUUCUUAUGAGAAGAUUGCUCCCCCUAGCUACAUUGACCGAAGUUCGGCUCACGGAGGACCGAACACCCUUCCAACGCCCGCCAGCACCGUCGUCUCUGAAGGUGCUCCCUCCAAGAAUGGCCCGGGCCCUAAGAUAUGGACCGGGGCCUAUUUCUUGCCUCGAUUUGUGCGAGCCGCCGAAGUACCUGGCGAAGGAAUGUGCUACUUCUACGACGAUGGAAGCCACUGCAAAGUGGUCAUUGAUGGCGAAGCAGUUAAUGCGCAUUGGGGAGUUACCAAGGCAGGAAAGCCCCGGAAACGAUUUGCAAUUGCGUGUGUGACGUGUCGAGAGAAGAAGAUCAAAUGUGACCCAGAUUAUCCUCGCUGUGUCCAGUGCGAGAAGUUUGGCCGAAUCUGCAAGUUCAAGAAUGCGUUAGUCCAAAAACGGGGAGAGGAGGAACAAGAUGAUUCUGAUCAACAUGAUUCUCAAAGACCACGGAAAAGAAUCAGUUUGGGUCCUGCUGAGACUUCGAAGAAGUCGUUUGCAUGCCCUUAUUUGAAGAAAGACUCCAUUGAGUACCACGAGUGCUGUAUGAGGAGGCUGAACAGGAUCCGAGAUGUCAAACAGCAUCUAGCUAGGCGACACACACCCGAGAGGUAUUGCUCGAUGUGCUUUAAAACCUCCUUUGCGAAUCAGAGCAUUCUGCAAGACCACAUCAGCGACCGAUCGUGUACCAUUCAUGAUCCUUCGGUGCUUAAAGGAGUAUCGUACGACCAGCCUCAACAACUUUCGAAGAAAUCCGACUCCAAACUCACUGAAGAGGGCCAAUGGUUUGCAAUCUGGGAAAUUAUUUUUGCGGGAAGCCCAAAGCAGGCCUCGGCGUACAUUGAUGCCGGCCUUUCUGUCGAGAUGCGCCUCUUUAGUGAAUACAGCUAUACCCGAGGCCCAGCCAUGCUCAGUGAGGCGAUCCUGUCAAACCCAAACUGCUCGAAACAGGGAAUUACAGAAGAAGAGCGAUGGGGGGCACUGGAAUAA